Molecule: messenger RNA, 1293 nt
Organism: Eruca vesicaria subsp. sativa (arugula)
Lineage: Eukaryota; Viridiplantae; Streptophyta; Magnoliopsida; Brassicales; Brassicaceae
Source: the annotation of a GenBank genome assembly
AUAGAAUGUAAUCUAGGGUUUGCGAUCAUGAUGAAGGAAUCACUAGGACGUGAGAGAUGCGAGGAGCUAGCGAAAUCUUCUUCCUUUUACCGGAAAGUUUACUCGGAGAUAGAGGAAGUUGGAUGGGAGUCACUAAGGAGAUUAGGUGGAGAUUUAACAUUUUUCAGCUUUCACAUUUUAGAUAAGAAGGGAAGAGCACACAUGUUAGAACUUCAACUUGAUAGAGAUUAUCCCAAGUCCCCACCUUCCCUUUCCGCGGAUGUGCCAUACAUGUUUACUUUGGAAUGGUCAGCAAGCUCAAGGCUGAAGGAUGUGAUGCACCAGUUCCAAAAGCAUUUGGAUAGUCUUCAAGAGUUUUGGUCUGUCUUGGAUGAUAUCGACAAGUUUCUUUGUGUUGUUGAUGCUAAGCAGCCAUCUCGUGCUUCUCCUAUCCGUCGGAUUCAUGCUGGGAACGGUUGCAAUAUCAUUGCUCAUAUCAACUUCAACGACCCUAAAUCCCUUCCAGAGUGCCGGUUUAUUGGUCCUGAGCCUCCAGCUAUAAACAACUUGCAUAUGCUAUGGAGAAGAAAUAGCAAAAAAUGGUCAAAGGAAAAAUCAUUUCCUGAGAAUCUAGAAUGUAUUCUAGGUACUGAGCUUCCUAAGCCUCCAGGUCUCCUCCAAGUGGAAGAUGAUCAUCAGCAAGUUGAAUGCGGAAUUUGCUAUGCCCAGUUUCUACCAACCGAUGAGGAGCUCGGAGCUAGAAGUGGGACGAGAACAGACUACACAUGCGAAAACAUUAGUUGCAAUAAGUCUUUCCAUAGCCUUUGCCUCACAGACUGGUUAAGGUCUAUCACAACAACAAGACAGUCAUUUGAUGUUCUUUUUGGGAACUGCCCUUACUGUUCAGACCCUGUUGCAGUCAAAAUCAACAACAUGAACAAAAUAGAUUAGACAAUCCAAUCCACCUUAGAGCAUCAUUAUCUUUCUUAAGAUAGCGUUCUUAGGAAAAUAUAAGAAACUGUUUCUUAGUCCCAAAUCUUUAAAACCAUACUUCUUAAUUAUGGUUUUGAAUGGUCUAAUGAAACAUGAUAUAAAGUGAGAGUUGGUACAAUGAGUGAUGGGUAGUGAGGACAAAACUCCCUUUUUCACUAUUUAUAUUAUCUACUGUUUAAGAUAGAACUCAUGUAGCUUUCCAGUGAGAAAUGUUGGAUGUACUCUCAUUUUUUUUUUCCUUCUGGCCAUUCAAUUCCAAUGGUGAUCUAUCAAUCACCAUCAAUGUGGAGUUUCUUCAAGCAAUAACUAUUUUCACUUGCC